AUGGUACCUGAGAAUCGGGCAACGCAGAUUGAGCACAGGCCCACCCUGAAGCAGGCAGGCCGCUUGGCCCUUGGCCCGCCUCGGCAGGUGCGGUACAGCCAAAGGAAGGCGCCUGUCAGCUUUCUGCCAGCUUCUGCGAACCCGUCUCCACGAAUGCCAUCACGCUUUCCUUGCCAGCUUCCUCACCGUUACCCUCCUCCUCAGGAUUACCACGCACGCGACACCCAUCUCGUCGCGCGCCGCAACCGCCCUCCAUCAGCACUCCAUCCUACCGACGCCGCGCCUGCCUUUGCCUUUGUGCCUUGCCGCCAUCCCUGCCUGCACCCCUUUGGACCCAAUCCGCCGCGGCGCCACCACCACCACAACCCUCGUGUCGAGCCGAAUGCUCCCCCCAUCGUCGUCGCCCCUGAUCUCGACGCCAUCGCAUCUGCAAGCACCACCACCAGCGCGGCCCUCUUCGAACCUGCUUUACCAGCUUCUGCCCCCCGCGUUCCCGCCCCCUCGCCGGCGCUCGCUCUAGCUUGCCCGGCGCCGCCCACAGAGCGAACCUUCACCAUGUUUUGGAGAUUUGGCGGCUACGCCAACAUCUCCACCAUUGAUACCAUCCUCGACAAGACCGACUUUACCCUCGAGGAGCUGCUCGACGAGAGUGACCUCAUCCAGGAGCUGAAGCAGCACAACUCCAAGCUCAUCGAGUAUCUCCGCGAAGACGCCAUCCUGAAGCGCCUCCUCGAAUACGUCGUCGCCCCCCGCCUCGAGACCUUUGAGACGCCUCAGGACAAUGUGGAGGAAUCGCGCGGGCGGAAUCGCCUAAUGACCUUUUCGCGUCCUCGUACAUCCUCGCGCAACACAGACUCGGCCUCCUAUGACGACCAAGAACAAGAAAAGAGGCGUAACCGCUACGCCCUUGUCGCCUGCGAGAUUCUGAGCUCCGACACAUGGUCCAUCUAUGAGUCCCUCGUCGACAACAAGCAACUCAUCAAGUCAUUUUGGGACUUCUUAUCUCGCCCCGCCCCGCUCGAUCCUCUACAGGCCAGUUAUUUUACCAAGGUCAAUGAAUCGCUCUUUGAGAAAAAGACCGAGGAGAUGAUCGCGUUGCUCCGAAGCCUACCGAACGCCGUUUCCGAUAUGCUCAAACAUGUCGAAUGCCCCAUGAUUAUGGACCUGCUUCUUAAGAUUAUUGCCAUGGACCGUACCGAAGGUGGCCACGGCAUCGUCGAGUGGCUGUACACGAAAAACAUUAUUUCUACGCUUCUCUCCUUCAUCAGCCCCGAGCACUCCUGGGUCGUCCAAACUGCUGCUGGUGACUUCAUCAAAGCCAUAAUUACCAUUUCCGCCAACGCAUCACAAAACGAACAACAAUGCAUCGGACCCAACGAGCUCACCCGCCAACUGGUUUCCGACGAGUGCGUUCAGCAACUCAUUAGCUACAUGCUCCACGGUGGCAACCCGCUCACCGUCGGCGUCGGUAUCAUCAUUGAGGUUAUCCGCAAGAACAAUUCCGACUACGACCCUGAUGUGCUUGCCGAGGCCGAAACCGAACCUUCUAGCCGUGAUCCAAUUUAUCUCGGCACUCUUCUCCGCCUUUUCGCAGACAACGUGCCCAACUUUAUGAGCCUGAUAAUGCAAGACCCAGCACAGGCAAAUGGUCUCGCGUCAACCUUUGGCAAAAAAUUGGAGCCGCUGGGGUUCGACCGCUUCAAGACUUGCGAACUCAUGGCAGAGCUUCUGCACUGUAGUAACAUGGGUCUCCUCAACGAAAUCGGAUCCGAGCAGCUCAUUUCUGCGCGCGACUUGGAGCGCCAGCGCAUGAGAGAUGCUGGACUAUUGUUCCCUGUACGCGAGGAUGAGACGGCUGGUGACAAUUUAACGAUGCGGCGGCAGGGAAUGCCAGGCGAGGGCAGACGUCUCGAAGUCAUGAACCCUAAUGAGGAUGGCUUCGAAGAAGUAGACGGUGCGACCGAAGAAGCCCAGAAGCAAGAAAAGCCAAGCAUUGUAGCGCUGAAAGACGAAGACGACGACUUCGUUGACGAACCCCUUACAUCCCCCAGGCUAGAUACGACCAAGAUUACAGAGAAGCAGUACGAAAACCCCGAGCUCAUCGUCGCACCUCUAUCACCCAGCAAGGCAUCAUAUGCUGAGCUUGACAAAUCAGUCGUCUCUUCAACAGCCUCUGAGUUUGCAAAGCCAACGGUCCUUGAAGACGCAGCAACAACAGAAGGCGAGGAGAACAAAGCAGAAACCUCCGCCGCCACGGUCGAUGGCAUCACCAGGGACACUGGCAAAUUGGAUGUCGCCUCUCCCAACGACCGCUCCGCUCUGGAGCGAGAACUCUCGCCACAUCCUGAAGACACCCCGGCGCCGCUGUUUUCUGCACCACGUGCCCCCGAGCCACCCAUGGAAAACGAUGGGCUUGCGUGGGACGAUAUUAAGCAGGUCGUCGAACCAUCUGAGAUCAUUAUUGCGCACGUUCCUGAGGCUCCUACUGCUCCAGACGUGGACAUGCCAGGCGAGCUAGUUGUUGGAGACUACUUGAAGCAGCAGUUUGUUGAGCACCGCGUUGUUCCCACUAUUUUGUCGUUUUUCUUUAAAUACCCAUGGAACAACUUUCUACACAAUGUUGUCUACGAUGUCGUCCAACAAGUCUUCAAUGGCCCAAUGGAUCGAGGCUACAACCCUACUCUAGCUGUAUCUCUCUUCGAGGCUGCUGAUAUUACGACUGCCAUCAUCGACGGUCAGCAGGCCAGUGAUGAAUCCCAAGCCAAGACCAAGACCCGGAUGGGCUACAUGGGCCAUCUCACAUUGAUCGCCGAGGAGGUUGUCAAGUUUACAGAAAGACAUCCACCUGAGCUACUCUCCGAGACUGUCCUAGACAAGGUGAUGAGCGCAGGCUGGAUCAACUACGUCGAGGGUGCGCUCGCAGAAACUCGCGAGAGGGACAACGCUAUUCUUGGUGGUGUGAGGCCCGAGGUUGCACUUGGCCAACGCGCCAGCAUUGGACCCGGCGGCAUCGGUGGUCUCACGGGCUUGAGCAACACACCAGCCGGCGCCACUGGACUAGCGGAAGCUGGCUUGAAUGGCGGCAUGGAUCUCAGUGACAAUAAUGCGGGCGGCAUUGGGCCGUUUGCCAUUAGCGGAGGCACAUUAAUAUCUGGGUUUGGAAGCAGCAGUGACGAAGAUGAUGAUGACGGGGAAGGAGAAGACGAAGACGUCAACACCGAGUUUCGCUCCUACGAGCAAGGUGGCCCUCACGACCCGCCCUCAAUACCGCCGCCGCCGCCUCCUCCGCCACCAUUGAAUAUUCCACCCUCGCGGGCACGGCUGCAGCUCGCGGCGCGUCUAGCUAUGCACCAGAAGAGCCGAGAAGACAAUGCGGCCUUUGGCGGCGGGUCGUUUCACGGCUUCGACGAUGACGACGACGAUGACAACGAUGACGACACGCGCAAUAGGUCAGACCCCUUCGCGGACGUCGACGACGACGACUUAGACGAUGACUUAGACGAUGACGAGCCCCGCCACCGGGACGACCGCGGAGGAUGGUGGCGCGGCGUUGUGAGCAGGGCGGCCGGCGCCGGCGCCGGUGCCGACGAUGAUGCCGACUCGGACGACGAGGAGUUUGGCGACUUUGCCAUGGCCGAGGAGGAAAGGGGUGGCAGUAUCGCGGGCAAGGACGAGGAAACGACGCCGGACAGGGUGCUCCUGAAACCGCUUGCCGUGAACCCGGUCAAGGAGGCGGCACGCGGUCUGAGCGGACUCUGGCCGUUUGGCUCCCGGGCGGAGACGACGGCAGCGGACAAGGCCACGCCUGAGACAGAGGAGGAGGACAGUGAAGUUGUGGUACCUCGUGCGGCGGCAAGCGCGGCAGACAAGGGCGGCGGUGGCCCAGUGGAGGCCAAGGAGGGCAUUCGCCGCACGAGCAUUGAAGAAGUAGAUGACGACGAGGUGAUCAAUUGA
Messenger RNA from Cordyceps militaris CM01, 3954 nucleotides. Its product is annotated as SIT4 phosphatase-associated protein. The coding region runs from base 1 to 3954 and encodes 1317 amino acids. NCBI's taxonomy places the organism in Eukaryota, Fungi, Ascomycota, Sordariomycetes, Hypocreales, Cordycipitaceae. The record is from RefSeq and is a predicted model, not a curated record. Gene Ontology annotation, molecular function: protein phosphatase binding; protein phosphatase regulator activity. The transcript is spliced from 5 exons. Gene Ontology annotation, cellular component: cytosol; nucleus.